Molecule: messenger RNA, 1227 nt
Organism: Tetrahymena thermophila SB210
Lineage: Eukaryota; Ciliophora; Oligohymenophorea; Hymenostomatida; Tetrahymenidae
Exons: 6
Source: RefSeq, a predicted model, not a curated record
AUGUCAAACUACAAAAAUCAAUCAUCUUACUCUCCAAUUUCUAGAUAGGAAGGAUAUGAAAAGGAUAUCAUCAUUUCUUAAUUGAAAUCAGAAAUAUGGGAACUUAAGUAGCAAGAGCGUGAAUAUUCUGAAAUCAUCGCACAUAACAAGAAUCUUGAAGGUUAGUACUAACUUUUGAAGGAUGAGAAGUUCAGAAUAGAAAAUGAAUUGAAGCAAAAGAAUCAUGAAUAAAUCAAGCAAUUAGCUAACUACAGAUAGCGCGUUGAUUAGCUAGAAUAAGCUUUAACUGAAAGAAAGAUAGAAAUUUAAGAAUUAAGAGCUGAAAAUAUUGCCUAAAGGGAGCAUUGCGAUCACAAGUAGCUUGAAAUUUCUAGACUUAAAACUGAAUAAAUCCACUUAGAGGAUACUAUAACUAGAUUGUAGAAUGAGAAUAUCUCAAUUAAAAAUGAAUUAGAUGAUUUAAGAGAUUACAAAAGAAAAGUCAACAGCGAUAUGGAAUUACUUAUCAACACAAACGAUAAUCUCCAAAGCAAGACCUUAGAUUAAGACAAGAUUAUUAGAUCAUUAGAUUAUGAAAAGAUUUAACAAUAGAGAUAUGUUGAUUCUUUGAAGAGUUAAAUUACUUAGUUAGAAAAUGAAUUGAUUAACAAGAGUGACAACAUUAAAGACGUUUAAAAUCAAGUAAUUGAUUACAAAUAAUAGUUGGUAUCCUUAGAAAGAGCUUUAGAAGAUGUUGAAAAGCUUAGAGAAAAAUAUAAAUAAGAGAGCCUUCAUCACUAGACUUGUCUUAAGGAAGAAAUUAGCAAGAACUUUGAUUUGAAUUAGCAAAUUCUUAACUUAGACAGCAAUCUUAGGAGCAAAGUCAACUUUAUUGAUGAAUUGAAGCGUCAGUUAGACGAAGUAAAGAGAGACGUCACAGAAACCCUUGAAUAAAACGAUUUCAUUUCCAAUGAAUUAGAAAGAUAUAAGAGAAACUUUGAUAUUGCCUCAGCCUAAAAUGCUGAAUUAUUGAGAUAAUUAGAGCAAUUCAAUGAAUAAGAUGAAGAAAUAAGACAUAUUUUAGAUAGAAAGGGAUAAGUUAGAGAAAUUAAAACAAGAGUUGAUAACUACUUGAGAUAAUCUUAAAAUGACUUCAGAAUGGUAUCUCCAAACAACAGGAGUUAUCUUGCUGCCUCUGGUAAACAUAACAGAAGAAAUUCUUAAAACUCAGCUUCCAAGUAUGAAUGA